Molecule: messenger RNA, 1456 nt
Organism: Capsella rubella
Lineage: Eukaryota; Viridiplantae; Streptophyta; Magnoliopsida; Brassicales; Brassicaceae
Exons: 3
Coding region: 68-1210 (380 amino acids)
Cellular component (GO): endoplasmic reticulum
Source: RefSeq, a predicted model, not a curated record
AAAUAGAGAGAGAUUGAAAUCUUAAAAAGCCAACGAGAAUCUUAGAUACAACAACAAAAGAAUCCUUAUGAAAAGAAAGAGCUCAGUUUCACCAUCGGAGGAAUCAAUGGCAUCCAGUACAACAACAACAACAACUACUACAACUACUACUACUACUGAAGAUUCAGAGAGAAGAGACAGUAAUUGUUACUUCCCAGAUUGUCGUAAAGACGCGAAUUGUAGCUGCGAGAUUUGUCUUGAUAGUCUCAACGCAACGCUCGAUCUCAUGCCUCUUAGUGUUCAGAAAAGCUCCCUCACCAAGAUUUCUUUUGCUUCCAAUUUCAAACCCACCGUUGAAUCUACUCCCACUUCUUUUGAUCCCAGUGUUGUCGCCACACCUGCUUCGGUUUCUCGCCCAAUGUUGAAGGUGAUGAUGAUCUCUUCCCCCAAGAAGAAGAAGGUCAAGAAACCAAUAGUUUCUGAGAAUGAUGAAGAACAGAGGAAGACGACGAAGAAGGAGAGGAAAAGCCUACUGAUUUGUGUUGUUCUGAAAGUUGUCUUCUGGAUUGUGUUGGUUCUGUGUUUGGAAUUAGGGUUUCGUUGGGUGCUUCAAGGGGUUUUGAAACCCCAAUUCACAGAGGAGAUAGUGAGGAACGCUGGUGAGAGAUCUCAGGGUGAUGUUGAAAUGGGCGUGAAGCUGAAACUCUUGGAAGACGAAUUAAUGGGUUUUGCUUACAGUGGCACGAUUUCGAGUAGCAGCGGUUCUGAUUCUAAGUGGCAGAUCAAUCAGAAUGGUCCAAUGUUGAACUCAAAGUGUGUUAUCUACAAAUCCGCCAUUGAAGAGAUUAGUAUAUGGGGAUGGCCUUUGCAGACAGCCGGGUUGUUUCAUACUGGCUUCUCCUCAAGUUCGAUCACAGUAUUAUCAGGCCGAGUAACUGAGUGGACAGAUGGGAAAUUCGGUUACACGACACGCAAGACCAAUGAUUCGUGGGAAAAAACCAAAUGGAGCACAUCGGUUCUGCAACUAGAUCCAAAUACAUGGGUUCUUGAGUACAGCCAAAGCUGUGUGAUGGAUGGUUCGAGUUUGCUGUCACUAACAAUGGAUCUCCUGAGACACAUGAUGGUCCAAGCAGCAAAGAAUGUAAAUCGGGAGGUUUUGUGGAUGUUUUCAGCUUCGGGGAGUUUGUAUAGGGAAUCAGAAUCAAAGGCUAGCGCAAUGACACCAACUUAGAAACUUUAAGAGGAAAUAAAGUUAUUCCUUGUUCUGGUUGCUUCAUUUCAAGCAUUGACGUCUUGUCUUCUUGUAGGUAUAGUCAUAUGGAAAUCAUGAACUAUUGUUACUGUGUAGUUGUAUAAUGGUAGGCAAUUCCAUUGUAGUAGUUGUUUGUUUCAUCUCAAUUCACUGUGAGAACUGAGUGUAAACGCUUUUUGGUCAGAAUUAAGGAAGGUAAAAACCGACGACGUUUUCACAACCCAA